Molecule: messenger RNA, 978 nt
Organism: Necator americanus (New World hookworm)
Lineage: Eukaryota; Metazoa; Nematoda; Chromadorea; Rhabditida; Ancylostomatidae
Exons: 2
Coding region: 1-978 (325 amino acids)
Molecular function (GO): structural constituent of cuticle
Source: RefSeq, a predicted model, not a curated record
AUGUCCAUCAAAACCCUAAUUGGAGUUGCUUCCAUCGGAAGUGCUGCCUGCAUCAUCGGAGCCAUAGUAUUCGUUGGCUACAUAGUUAAUGACAUCAACGACUUCUACGACAAGGCACAAUGGGAAUUGAGUGACUUUAGGGUCAACGCCAACGGCGCAUGGGACCAUAUGAUCUACUCGAUGAAGCAACAUCAUACUCGUGAAGCACGUGGUGUACUUCAACGCAGAAAGAAACAUGCAGGUGGAUCUUGCAAUUGUGAUGCAGGGCCCAAUACAUGCCCAUUAGGACCACCAGGACCACCAGGGCAACCAGGAACUCCAGGAGAUGAUGGCACACCAGGAGAUGCUGGAGCACCGGGUAACGUAGGAUCCGGAGGAUCAUAUGGAGGUGACGCAGGAAGAGGCUGCAGAAAGUGCCCACCAGGUCCGGCAGGUGACCCAGGAGCACCAGGAGCACCAGGACCAGCAGGGCCAGACGGACAACCAGGUCAGUCUGGACAACCAGGGAACGAUGGACAGCCUGGAGCACCUGGAUCUUUGGGUGAUGGAGGAGCUCCAGGACAACCAGGUCAACCAGGACAAGCAGGAGCACCCGGCCAAAAUGGCAAAAGCGGGCGAGGAAAACCAGGAGCACCGGGUCCUUCUGGACCACCUGGACCUAGUGGACAGCCUGGACAGGAUGGACAAGCUGGUGUACCUGGUCAGCAAGGACAGCAGGGACCAGAAGGACCAGCUGGAAAUCCAGGAACAGCCGGAGAUGGCGGUUCUCCAGGCACCCCCGGCGGGUCGGGACAACCUGGAGGAGACGCGCAAUACUGUCCGUGCCCACCACGAACUUCUGACGCUCCAGUGGCUGACGCACCAAAGGAUACACAGAAGCCAAGCGAAGGAUCAUACAACGGCGGUAGCACUGGUUACAGCAGGCGUCGCGCCGCAGCUAAAGUGGCCAGGAAGCUACGUAGAGCUAAGGCAGCUUAA